AUGGAGUCUCUGCGCAGCUUGGACUUCAACCUUGACCUCGUGGUGCCGGACGCUGCACCCAGGUUGCAAUACGUCGUCUGUUUCGUCCUAGUUGGCCUCAUCACCAAAUCGAUGACCUCCUACCUGUGGAGGUCUUUCCAAGAGCAGCGGAAGGGCUAUGGGGCCAUCCCGCGCUACCCGCAGCUAGAUCCCUUCUUGGGCCUGGACGUGGUCUUCGCGAUGGUCUCGUCCCUGAAGAAACACACCUACCUGAUGUGGCUCCGCAACCUGCACGUCGCAGGCAAGGCCAAGACGGUCACCUACAACUUCUUUGGCACGAGGUUCAUCCACACUACUGAGCCGGAGAACAUGAAGGCCAUAUUUGCCACGCCGGUCUGGAAACACUUUGGCGUCGCCCCCCUGCGACGUAACAACCGCGCGACCAUGCCUUUUGCCGACAGGGGCGUUGGCACGGUUGACGGCCACGAGUGGGAGUUUAGCAAAUCACUGAUCAAACCAGGCUUCGCUCGCGAGGCCGUCAUCGACACGCAGCGUCUGGAGGAGCACACGGAUAACCUCCUAAGCCUCAUUUCCGAGGAUGGGUCUACCUUUGACAUGCAGAUGUUGUUGCAAAGAUGGUUUCUGGAUACGUCCACCCACUUCAUGUUCGGCGAGCCCAUCGGUUGCCUCCUGCAUCCCAAACGCGCCAACGUGGCAUGGGCCAUGACGGAGGUCCUGCGCGGCUUGCGCUUCCGCCUGAUGAUGGUCAGGUGGCUCUGGCUUUUCCGGCACAAGGCGUGGUUCGAUGCCAUCGACGUCGUGCACGCCUACGUCAACCGCCUCAUCGAUAACGCGUACGCAGACUUGGCCCAGCAGCAGCAGCGGCGGCGCCAGCAGGCGGUAGCGGCAGACGGCACCAACGGCGGAAAUAGGUCGACGGUCGCCACCGAGGAGACGCCUGAGAGGACGGAUCUGCUGUGGUCCAUGAUCCCCCACUUUGGCGAGGACAAGGAACGGCUCCGGUCCGAGAUGCUGGUCCUGUUCGCGCCCAACAACGACACAACUGCCAUCCUCAUCAGCAACGUCUUUUGGAACCUUGCUCGCCGCCCCGACGUCUACGCAAAAGUCCGGGAGGAGGUACUAUCACACGGCCCGGACGCACAGCUCACCUAUGAGCGCCUGAGGUCCAUGAAAUAUCUCGACGCGGUGCUGAACGAGACGCACCGGCUAUAUCCUGUCAACCUCACGCAGACGCGAACAUGCCUCAAGGACAGCACGCUCCCAGUGGGCGGCGGCAAGGACAGGAAGCUGCCGAUUUACAUCAAGAAGGGCGAUAUUGUGCGGGUCGACAAGGUGACCAUGUUCCGGGACAAGGACCUGUGGGGUGAGGACGCCGACGAGUUCAGGCCGGAACGCUGGUCUGGAGUGUCUCCGUCCUGGCGCUUUAUGCCCUUCGGAGGCGGUCCCAGACGCUGCCCCGCGCAGACCAUGGCCACCGUCGAGGCGAGCUACUGCGUUGCGAGGUUUGCUCGCCGCUUCAAGGCCCUUGAGAAUCGGGAUGCCAACCCCUCAUACGUGCCAAUCAUUCGGGUCAGCCCAGUCCACAAGAAUGGUGUUCAGAUUAGCGCUGUAAGGGCUUAA
Messenger RNA from Colletotrichum spaethianum, 1620 nucleotides. Its product is annotated as cytochrome P450 monooxygenase apdE. Gene Ontology annotation, molecular function: monooxygenase activity; iron ion binding; heme binding. Bases 1 to 1620 code for a protein of 539 amino acids. Lineage: Eukaryota; Fungi; Ascomycota; Sordariomycetes; Glomerellales; Glomerellaceae. The transcript has 3 exons. The record is from RefSeq and is a predicted model, not a curated record.